Messenger RNA from Racocetra fulgida, 1185 nucleotides. Lineage: Eukaryota; Fungi; Glomeromycota; Glomeromycetes; Diversisporales; Gigasporaceae. The record is from the annotation of a GenBank genome assembly.
AUGUUAUUCAAGCGUUCAAUUGGAUUUAGAGCACUCAAGAUGAGUAGAGAUGAACAAGAUCACUCCUUUUAUUUUGAUAUCAUUGCAAAUUCUGGAAUUCAUUAUAGAUUAGCAAAAUUACAAAGACUCGAAUUAUGUUACAAUGUUACAAGAAAUAAUGAUGCAAAAUUUAUAGUUGAUGGUUUAAUCAAUCUUUUUGCUACUUUAACUCGUUACGUUCAUAAUCUUGAUCAUAUAUCUUUUAUAUUUGGAACAGAAAGUCCUACACUUCAAUUCAAUGUGGCUACUGCUUUUGCUAAUUUAAUCAAAUCACAAAAAAAUUUACAAUCUUUGGAAUUAUACAAAUUUUGGGAUCAUUCAACUGCUGAUGAUAUUUAUUCUGCUUUAAAUACUCAAUCUAAAUCUUUAACAUAUUUAAAGAUUCUUGGGGCAAAAGAUUUUGUUCAAAUGUUACCUUUUCUGGCAAAUUGUUGUAGAUUAAAAGCUUUAUAUAUUACACCUUCAAUAAUAUAUAAUAAUUCAGAUUCAAUAACUUGUAGAGAAAUUCCUUUAAAAAAUUUAUAUUUUCAUCAUUACACAGAACCAAAAAUGAUUACUAGUACAAUGAUUCCAAUUUUACGAAUGUCAAGUAGAACAUUAAGAACAUUAACUUUACAACGUGUAAAUUUAGAACAAUUAAGUAUAAUCGAAAGAUAUUGUCAAUUCUUAAAAACUUUAACCCUAUCAAUAUCUUGUUCUCAAUUACCAAGAUUUUGUCGAAUAAUAUCAAAAAUGGAAUUAGAAUCAUUAACAUUAAAAAAAGUUUUAGAUGAUUUAACUUUUGAUAUUACUUCAAUUCAAGAUUUGGCUUUAUCAAUUCCAAAAACUUUAAAAAAUUUCGGUAUUGGAUUUAAAAUGUCACCUCAAACUCUUGAAUUAUUUCUUAGAGAAUGUCGUGCUACUUUAGUAGUAUUGGAUUUAUAUUAUUAUUUUAAUAUGAGUGAUGAUCCUUACCUGGAAGUUUUUAUUCAAUAUGCUAAAGAAAAUAAUUCUUUUAAACGAUUAAACUUUGAAGAAACUCCUUCGGCACGUUUGAAAAGUGUUUUGGAUAAACCUUCAAAAUUAUUAGAGUAUGCUAUGAAUAUUAUUUCGAUUAAAAAAUUUAAAUUUGGUGCAAACCCUUCUGAUGGUAUUUAUUAUAUAUAA